AUGAUCAUGAAGUUUCUAUGCGUUGUUUUGGUAUUCAUCACUCUCGCGGUUGGCGGUAAUUGCCAGUGCGCCAUACAGGACAUUCAAAUAGCUAGGUCUCGGACCGGAGAAUUGGUCGAAAAUAAGCCGGAGUGGUCGGUGACGAUCAAGAACGAGUGUUCAUGCACUCAAUUGGAUCUACAUCUAGACUGCAACGGAUAUCAAACGGUCAAACUAGUUGACCCUUCUAUAUUGAGCAUAUCCAAUGAUGGUCAAUACUGCCUGGUCAACAAUGGUCAACCCAUCUAUGCCUUCGGAAGUAUCAGCUUCACUUAUGCUUGGGAUACUUCCUUUCCUUUCCGUCCAAUAUCCUCCCAAAUUGCUUGUUCUUAG
Morus notabilis is the source of this 372-nucleotide messenger RNA. RefSeq names its product TPD1 protein homolog 1. Lineage: Eukaryota; Viridiplantae; Streptophyta; Magnoliopsida; Rosales; Moraceae. The record is from RefSeq and is a predicted model, not a curated record. The coding region runs from base 1 to 372 and encodes 123 amino acids. Gene Ontology annotation, biological process: cell fate determination. The transcript has 2 exons.